AUGACUACGCCGAACUUCCCUGUGCCGACAUCGUUUCCAGUGUCCAAGAGUGGUAGCCAAGAGGAAGAGAAGAAAGCAUGCUUCAACUACAAAGUAGAGCUUGGCUUGAUGCUUCAGGAUCUUGACCCUGCCAUGGACCCUAAGGAGAUCAAACGCAUUGUUUCGAACCGUGUUUCGGGUCAGAAGUCAAGGUGGAAGAAACGUCAGUAUAUUGAUGAUUUAGAGAAGCGAUCAAGGGAGCUUCAUCUGCAGGUGAGUGAUUUGCGUACCCAAGUAACAAUAACAAGUGAGUGGAAGCGACGUUCAGAGGUGGAACAAAUGGAGCUUAAGGAGUAUUUGGCUGUUUGGAAUCAACAUAAAAUCUACCAAGAAGGUGUGACUCAGGCGCGUAAUGCAGAGAUAGAGAGUUUGAAGAGACAAUUGACGCAUAAAGCAGAGAUGAAGAGUUUGAAGAAGCAAUUGGCUCCAUCAAAUUGA
This is a messenger RNA of Microthlaspi erraticum, 477 nucleotides long. The record is from the annotation of a GenBank genome assembly. NCBI's taxonomy places the organism in Eukaryota, Viridiplantae, Streptophyta, Magnoliopsida, Brassicales, Brassicaceae.